This is a messenger RNA of Aphanomyces invadans, 1317 nucleotides long. RefSeq lists its product as hypothetical. The transcript is spliced from 5 exons. The coding region runs from base 1 to 1317 and encodes 438 amino acids. The record is from RefSeq and is a predicted model, not a curated record. Lineage: Eukaryota; Oomycota; Saprolegniomycetes; Saprolegniales; Verrucalvaceae.
AUGGCAGUGGCGGCAGACUUUUCUGGUUGGGUCAAAGAAUUGGAUUCGUUCAAGCCCUCGGCUGACGAUGGUGACGACGACGAAGAGGAUCGGCUACAAGACAUGAGCGCCACCUACACGAGCAGGUCCAAGAAGGGCCACGCAUCCCAACUCGACGAAAUCAAGCAAGAAAUGAAGCUCCUCAACUGGCACAAGCUCGCCAACGAAGCCGCAUUGAAAGCUGCUUUGAUCAAAACGAAGAAGCUCAAGCGCGAGGACGCGCGGCAGUUUUCCCUCGUGGACGCCGAAGAGCACAUGGAGCGUCUCCAACAGAUUGAAGAAGAGGAAAACUUGAAGCCUCUCGAGGUCACCGCGGAAUUCAUUCGACAAUAUGAAGAAGACGAACGCAAGCAAGAGCGGCGGCUGGAAGCGGACGUGUCUCGACAUAUCAACUGCCUCAAAAAGCUCAAGAAGAUGUUCGAGGACAGAGAAGACAUUCGCCGUCGGCAUAUUCAAUACCGUGAAGGCAAACUCGCGUUAGACCACGGGUUUCCACUACAGGUGACUCGAGAUCACUUAAGUAGUAACCAAGAUGACGACGCCCAGCGGGAAAAUGCAAAGCUCACGUCACGGUCAUCCGGAAACUCAAACGACGUGUCACGCGUGUUGUCGAGUUUAGACAAGCUCGUCGAACUCGAGAGGCGCAUAUCUAGCUUAGAACAGGACGACAUUGAACCCGCGUCGGCAGCCGUGGUUGCCCCUUUGCUCAAGGGUUCGACGACUCUCAAGUUUACCAAAACGUCUAAUGGUCGCACAACGGCGCAAAAAGUGUCAUCCAAGUCCAAGCAAUCCAAAUCGAAAUCGCAAACGUCGACGUUUUUGACAUCGGUGCCUGAGCCAAAAAAGUCGAGGCUCGCUGCCGCUGUUCCUUCUACGGGCACGAAGUCAAGAGAAGCCCAGCGAGCGGCAGAGCUACGGCGAAUGCCCGAACGGGAUAGGCAAAAAGCCCUCAAGAUGGACAAAAAACAAGCGAUGGCCAGACAAUCGGCGCAACAAGCAGUGAAAAUCGACCAGUGGGCCGAAAAGAAGAAGCAAGCUGCCGCGGCGCGCAAAGUCAACUACGUCAAGAGUAAUCAGCGAGCGGCAGCGGUGGACGUCAAGGCAAAAACAACCCGAGGGGCGAAGAAUAGACACAUGGAGGAUUUUCAAGCGAUGAAGCGCGGGUUUGAGGCGAAGAAGGCAGGAAUGGCAAAAGUGGGGACAGUGGCCCAAGCCGCCUACGGAACAACGAUUGCUACCAAUGAUCCAUGGUACACUUCCACGUGCACAGCCGUGUGA